Messenger RNA from Dermatophagoides farinae (American house dust mite), 733 nucleotides. RefSeq lists its product as uncharacterized. NCBI's taxonomy places the organism in Eukaryota, Metazoa, Arthropoda, Arachnida, Sarcoptiformes, Pyroglyphidae. The record is from RefSeq and is a predicted model, not a curated record.
AUUGAUAAUGAUGAUGAUGAUGAUGAUGAUGAUAUUUUUCAAAUGGACGACGUUCUUGAUGCUGAUGAUGACAAUAUCCGAUUGUUGAAUCCAACACCAUAUGAACCACCACCACCAACAAGACCAAGAUCAAGUAACACAAUUGGCUACACGAAUAGUGAUGAUAAUGAAGAAGAAGAAGAACAAUGUCGAUUUAUAUAUGAAUCGAUUGGAAAUAUACCGAAUUUUAUGAAUGAAAAUAACGUAAAAAUUCUCCGACAACAACAACAACAACAACAACCAUCCGUUUUGGUAGCAAUACCAAUAAGUGAAUGGGAAUUACAACAAGAACAGCAAGAGAUUAUGGAUUUUGUGGAUGGAAUUGUUUCGAAUAAUAACGAAAAUCAACACCACUAUCAAGAACAGGAACAAGAUCUCAAUAAUGAACAACUAGUCAAUAUACAACAAUCAGCAUUACAAUUACGAAGAAUGAGCAAUGAAUUUCAAUUACGACGACGACGAUCAUCAUCAUCAUUGCCACAUUCAUCAUCAUCAUCAUCAUCAUCAUCAACAACGACCAUAAUAAUGAUAAAUAUAACAAAUCUGGUCAAACAAACAAUCAUGGAUAUAUGCACAUUUACAUUCGAUAUUAUGUUUGGAAAUUAUUUUCGAACUUUACAACAUUUUUUUGGCCAUUAUCAUUCUUGAUUUUUGAAUUUUUGAAAAUUUUUCAUUUCAUUUUAAAUUGUCCAAA